UCAUUUUUAAAGGGCUUCGGUGACCAUGCAGGCUUGCCCGGGCCCGGGAGCCACUUACAGCGGCCCGGCAAAGGCUCGGAUGCAAAAGUUGUUUGGUGGCGGCUGCUGCGAGCUGAGGACUGGAGUCGCCCCAGAGGGGUGUGUGAGGAUUGUUCCUAUGAUUGGGGAGCUGUUUCUCAGUGCCUGGCUCUUCAUGGUUGGCCAGCACGUGGAGCACUCUGUUCAUCUAUACAUAUAGGUGUUGUUGCUAAUGAGCUCUCUCUCUCUCCUCCCCUCUUACAAUGAAAGACAAGUCAGACCCCAGGUACCUGGAUGGAUUGAGAGCUGAGAUCUCAGAAACUUCAUAAUAAGUUGCCGAUGGCUACCAGCCAAGGCUGGAGGGUUGUUUUGCCGUUGUGUUGAGCACGUCACCCAUUAAGAGCCCUUUAAAGACCUGGAUUGAUUGGAAGGACAAAAAUUAAAAGCAAUCUGAUCCAGCCUCAUGCAGGAUCCCUGCGGAAUUUCUCCUUAUCCCAUUUCCAUCCACUGUCACAAUUUGAGAAUCUGCCUGAUUUGAUCAGAUUCACCUCCAGGGGAGGUGUGAUGCCAAGGUUAGGAGGACGUGAAGUUAUGGGCAACUUUCUGAUCUGUCCAUCAGCAGUCUGAGAAACGCUGGCUCUGAAUUUUCCGUGUCGGCCUUUUGGAAACAACAAGUUCCUCGCUGUUUGCAAAGCUUCAGUGCUCGGGUCCCUGGGACACCCCGGCCACCCUCGCCUGGUAGAUGUGGCAUUUCCAUGCUGAGGCCGCGAGUCCCGCCUGACCCCGUCGCUGCCUCUCCAGGGCUUCUCUGGGCCGCGCCUCUGCAGACUGCGCAGCCAUGCUGCACCUGCUGGCGCUCUUCCUGCACUGCCUCCCUCUGGCCUCUGGGGACUAUGACAUCUGCAAAUCCUGGGUGACCACAGAUGAGGGCCCCACCUGGGAGUUCUACGCCUGCCAGCCCAAGGUGAUGCGCCUGAAGGACUACGUCAAGGUGAAGGUGGAGCCCUCAGGCAUCACAUGUGGAGACCCCCCUGAGAGGUUCUGCUCCCAUGAGAAUCCCUACCUAUGCAGCAACGAGUGUGACGCCUCCAACCCGGACCUGGCCCACCCGCCCAGGCUCAUGUUCGACAAGGAGGAGGAGGGCCUGGCCACCUACUGGCAGAGCAUCACCUGGAGCCGCUACCCCAGCCCGCUGGAAGCCAACAUCACCCUUUCGUGGAACAAGACCGUGGAGCUGACCGACGACGUGGUGAUGACCUUCGAGUACGGCCGGCCCACGGUCAUGGUCCUGGAGAAGUCCCUGGACAACGGGCGCACGUGGCAGCCCUACCAGUUCUACGCCGAGGACUGCAUGGAGGCCUUCGGUAUGUCCGCCCGCCGGGCCCGCGACAUGUCAUCCUCCAGCGCGCACCGCGUGCUCUGCACCGAGGAGUACUCGCGCUGGGCAGGCUCCAAGAAGGAGAAGCACGUGCGCUUCGAGGUGCGGGACCGCUUCGCCAUCUUUGCCGGCCCCGACCUGCGCAACAUGGACAACCUCUACACGCGGCUGGAGAGUGCCAAGGGCCUCAAGGAGUUCUUCACCCUCACCGACCUGCGCAUGCGGCUGCUGCGCCCGGCGCUGGGCGGCACCUACGUGCAGCGGGAGAACCUCUACAAGUACUUCUACGCCAUCUCCAACAUCGAGGUCAUCGGCAGGUGCAAGUGCAACCUGCACGCCAACCUGUGCUCCAUGCGCGAGGGCAGCCUGCAGUGCGAGUGCGAGCACAACACCACCGGCCCCGACUGCGGCAAGUGCAAGAAGAAUUUCCGCACCCGGUCCUGGCGGGCCGGCUCCUACCUGCCGCUUCCCCACGGCUCUCCCAACGCCUGUGCCGCUGCAGGUUCCUUUGGCAACUGCGAAUGCUACGGUCACUCCAACCGCUGCAGCUACAUUGACUUCCUGAAUGUGGUGACCUGCGUCAGCUGCAAGCACAAUACGCGAGGUCAGCACUGCCAGCACUGCCGGCUGGGCUACUACCGCAACGGCUCGGCAGAGCUGGAUGAUGAGAACGUCUGCAUUGAGUGUAACUGCAACCAGAUAGGCUCCGUGCACGACCGGUGCAACGAGACCGGCUUCUGCGAGUGCCGCGAGGGCGCGGCGGGUCCCAAGUGCGACGACUGCCUCCCCACGCACUACUGGCGCCAGGGCUGCUACCCCAACGUGUGCGACGACGACCAGCUGCUGUGCCAGAACGGAGGCACCUGCCUGCAGAACCAGCGCUGCGCCUGCCCGCGCGGCUUCACCGGCGUGCGCUGCGAGCAGCCCCGCUGCGACCCCGCCGACGAUGACGGCGGUCUGGACUGCGACCGCGCGCCCGGGGCCGCCCCGCGCCCCGCCACCCUGCUCGGCUGCCUGCUGCUGCUGGGGCUGGCCGCCCGCCUGGGCCGCUGAGCCCCGCCCGGAGGACGCUCCCUGCACCCGGAGGCCGGGGGUCCCGGGGUCCCGGGGUCCCGGGGCGGGGCCGGCGUCCGAGGCCGGGCGGUGAGAAGGGUGCGGCCCGAGCUGCUCCCAGGUGCUACUCAGCAGGGCCCCCCGCCCGGCCCGCGCUCCCGCCCGCACUGCCCUCCCCCCGCAGCAGGGGCGCCUUGGGACUCCGGUCCCCGCGCCUGCGAUUUGGUUUCGUUUUUCUUUUGUAUUAUCCGCCGCCCAGUUCCUUUUUUGUCUUUCUCUCUCUCUUUUUUUUUUUUUUUUUUUCUGGCGGUGAGCCAGAGGGUCGGGAGAAACGCUGCUCGCCCCACACCCCGUCCUGCCUCCCACCACACUUACACACACGGGACUGUGGCCGACGACCCCUGGCCUGUGCCAGGCUCACGGGCGGCGGCGGACCCCGACCUCCAGUUGCCUACAAUUCCAGUCGCUGACUUGGUCCUGUUUUCUAUUCUUUAUUUUUCCUGCAACCCACCAGACCCCAGGCCUCACCGGAGGCCCGGUGACCACGGAACUCACCGUCUGGGGGAGGAGGAGAGAAGGAAGGAGUGGGGGGCCUGGAAACUUCGUUCUGUAGAGAACUAUUUUUGUUUGUAUUCACUGUCCCCUGCAGGGGGGACGGGGCGGGAGCGCUGGUCACCGCGGGGGCCGAUGGUGGAGAAUCCGAGGAGUAAAGAGUUUGCUCACUGCUGCCUCCACGGCCUGUUUUCUUUCUGUGUUGGGGACGCUGGGCAGGUGUGGGGCUUAGAGAGGAAUCCACAACACAGCCUUAAAGAAACGGUUUCCCUAUUGGGGCCACCAUUUCCCUGGGCCUUUCUGUGGAUUCCAGCAGACAGUGCCCCCUCCCCGCAGGCUUGGCUGGCAGAGUUUUCCACCCCGCGGCCAGGCUGCAAGUGCCCCACCUGUUAGGAGCCUCCCCACACUGAAAGGCUGCCUCCCUCCUUUCCCAAAAAAGAAAUCCGGAGUGUAUUGGCCCUUUUCUACAGAAAUCCAAGGGAAAUGACUCAGGGAUAAUCCUAGCAGAGGUUGAAUCCAAUGCUCUGAUUUAUACUGUGUCUCGGUGGCCACCUCCGAUGGAUGUGUCAUCUCAGACCUGUUGCAGCCGGAGCCUCAAGUCCAAUAUCAGGUGAAGCUGAACCCACAAUUCGGCCACCACCUCCUUCCAGAGUUUCAGAUGGCCAGUUGGGCAGAGGCGGGCAGUGCAGAGACCCCAGACGUGCCGGCCCUGUCCUCCCUACCUUCUCAAGAUUAGGAAGGGGUGCUGGAGGGGACAGGGGCAGCUUGGGAGUGGUGAGAGGAAGCUCCUAGAUUCAGGGCUCAUCCCCUGGGGCCUCUGAUUCAGAGGAUCCAGCAGUUCUCCCAGCCUCGCUUGGUGUCUCCAGCCCUGGGGCCACACUUCCCCCUCGGUCCAGUCUCCUGUCCACCUAUGUUUAUUUCAGAGCAGUGCCGGGGGUCCGGUCCUGGUUGCUAACUGCUGCCACUGCUCCACCUGCAGGUGCUCCCAGCACUGGCUUCUGCCACCACACCUGUUCUUUCCCAGCUGCGAGGUUUAGACCUGGGUCCUUCCCUUGAGUCCCCAAAGCUAAGCUAAGACCAAGUGGAACAAACUUGGCCUUGGGGACAGCAGGAGAUUACAACACACAAAAGGAGGGGGAGGCACAACGUGACACUGCGUAGGCCUCACAGUGUCCCGAGCCCACACACCAGCCCCUCCUGGCCUCCUCUCUCUGCUCCCACCCCCAGCACCCUGCUGACCCGGAAGUGCCUUCCGACAGGCCCUGCGUCCUCCUGCAGCUGGCCCAUCUCUACCCUCAUAUUCUUCCUUACGCACAGAACCCCACUGCCUGGGACCCAAAGUGCCCAUAUAAAAUAAAACACCUCUCUGGGGCUUCUUGUGGAUAGGAGUGGCCAGGGGACACAGCUCUGGGCAGUGAGAUGUAAGCAGGAGUGAUGGGUGGGCUUCCAGAAAGUUCUCAAAAGUCAUCCCUUCCUCCACGCCCCACAAAGCCUCAGUUGUCCAAGUUUGUGGCUCUGGUUUUUCUCUCUCAUCCCUCCCUCUGCUCUUCAGUCAGCAGGAUGGGGAAGGAGCCUUCUUGAGACACUGAGCAUAAGAGUGUCACCCUCAGGACAGUGAAGGGUGGAGCCGGGGGUGGAAGUUGCAGAUCCUGGGACACCUGCCUUGGCUGCAACCUCUGCACUGCUUUUAUUUAUCUACUUAUUUUUAUAGAGUUGAGGUCUCACUAUGUUGCCCAGGCUGGUCUCAAACUCCUAGGCUCAAGUGAGCCUCCGGCCUUGGCCUCCCGAAGUGCUGAGAUUACAGGCGUGAGCCACCGCACCGCCUGCCUGUCUUACUGUGUGAGAAAAAAAAAUAAAUGGUGAUGUGAUUAAAA
Gorilla gorilla gorilla (western lowland gorilla) is the source of this 4875-nucleotide messenger RNA. It is a transcript of the gene NTNG2, whose product is annotated as netrin G2. NCBI's taxonomy places the organism in Eukaryota, Metazoa, Chordata, Mammalia, Primates, Hominidae. Gene Ontology annotation, biological process: tissue development; axonogenesis; animal organ morphogenesis. The coding region runs from base 857 to 2449 and encodes 530 amino acids. The record is from RefSeq and is a predicted model, not a curated record. The transcript is spliced from 10 exons.